Coccomyxa subellipsoidea C-169 is the source of this 252-nucleotide messenger RNA. RefSeq lists its product as hypothetical. The record is from RefSeq and is a predicted model, not a curated record. Bases 1 to 252 code for a protein of 83 amino acids. The transcript is spliced from 2 exons. Lineage: Eukaryota; Viridiplantae; Chlorophyta; Trebouxiophyceae; Coccomyxaceae.
AUGCCUCAAUCUGCCAGCAAGGUGGGGCACAAGCAAACGGUGGCAUAUGGGAGAUAUGAAGCCGCCAAUGAGGCGAAAAACAGGCCACCGGCACUGGGUGGCGAGGCCAGUGCCCCAGGGGUGAAGGAGGCACCCCCGGGGCCGUGUUGGGCCGAGCUCGACAGGUCCCUCGACCAGUGGAAGCACGUGACUCGGAGCCCCAUUCCGCGCUGGCAAAGGUUAGAGGUAGGAGAGGCGCAAAGCUUCUGGUAG